Molecule: messenger RNA, 789 nt
Organism: Cryptococcus amylolentus CBS 6039
Lineage: Eukaryota; Fungi; Basidiomycota; Tremellomycetes; Tremellales; Cryptococcaceae
Exons: 1
Coding region: 1-789 (262 amino acids)
Source: RefSeq, a predicted model, not a curated record
AUGUCCAGGGAUCUCACAAUCAUUCCGAAGCCCGACACGGUCACUGUCGACUUUACCGUACCCAGCGAAUGCUCGCUGGUCCAAGAAGCACAAGCAUAUCUGCGUCCCGUAUCAUCCACCGCCAAUCGUAUCGCCCAAGCACUUUCGCUUCACGUUGCCUCACCUUCUCGAGGGGCGGGUGGAUCCAGCAACCCCUAUGAGUUUGCGUUCACUCGCGAGGGUUGCUCACCUGUCAUUUCCCUCAUGUUGAACAGCGAGCACUAUUUCGCCUACAUCACGAGAGCGCACAGCUGGCUCAAAGCUGGGCGUACAUCAUCCAUAGUCGCCAUUAUGCCAGAGUCAACAACCACCAAAGAUGAGGCCCGUACGGAGCUAGGUCGGCAGGCCUUUAGCGAACCACACAGGAGCACAUGUGUCGAGUGCUCUCUACUCGACGAUCAAGAGUUGUUGACCAAAGCCCAAACGACAGCUGUAGACAUGGCGUCUACGCUCGGGCUACAGCAGUCCAAACUCAGAACCGAGAUUCAACCGAGCCUGGCGGAGCUGGAAGAGAACAACGACAAAGGAUGGGAAAAAGUUCAGAGUUUUGUCUCUGAUGCUAUUACCAGCACCUAUGGGGAAUCAGUCGACCAUCCCGCCGAACUCAUUGACCUCUCCAGCAUGAUGCUCGACGGUUUGCAAGAGGAGAUCAACCCAGAAAGAUCCGUGCCGUUCCCUGUAGACACGCUUCGCGCCUUCGGGAAUAGGAAGCGUUCAUCUAUUCUCACAACGCUUGGGCGAUUCUUAUGA